AACAGGAGGUCGACAUGUUGAAUAAUUAAUCAGCAGUUCUAUCUAUACUUAGCGUUGUGUAAAUGUGCGUGCGGGGGCGAGGCAAUGCUGAAAAGGCUACGGUGGAAAUGUCAAAUGAGCGUGACGACCACCUAUGGAGCGUCGAUAGUCUACAGCAAACGUUCGACGUGGCCACUGAAGUUGCACAUCACUUGCGAUCAGGUUAUCCAUUCGCUGUCGGUACGUCAACGACGAAAUGUUGCCACCGUCACGAAACGCCAAGGAUUUCGUUGUCACGGCCAACUCUAGGACGCCGUUGCGUCGCCAGUGUUCGCCUAAGGGGCAGGCUGUCUUGGACGCCGAAUCGUCGAGGCGCCAAUCGGAAAAUACAGCCGUAUGCAUGGCACAGGCCACUAAAUUCGUUAAAUUUUUCAAACAGAGUAAACGGAUUGCAUUGGACGCAAGUGAAACAUUGCAAAACGACCACGGCGAUACUGUUGUUUCCCCUUCGCAUCCACAAAACGAGAAAAGUAAAAUAACCAACGGAUGCCAACAAAAUCGAAACGACGAUGACGUGGUCGAUUUCGUACUGGCUUAUCGAAGACAAAAUAAAAUCAAUAUUUCCGACAAAAAAAGGAAAUUUAACGACGAGGAAGAACGUCAAAAACUUUACAAAGAAUUGAAUAUCCGCGGUGUUUUAGUAAGACUCGACGACGAUUCAACGAUUUCACUGGACGCUGGGCGGACAUGUUUUGCUUUGCUACGACUAUCCAGACGCCUAUUACGUCACCGUUUUAAGUGUAAGUGUGAAACUUUAAGUGAUGGUAGCGAUAGUGAAGAUGAAACGAAAACUUUCGAUCCGAAACAUUAUAAAUGUGAACAAAGUAACAACCAAAAAGUUAAGGAAAAUCAUGAUAAACCUCUGACGUCUGCUCAGAGAGCUCAGAUAGUAUGGCGUAUUAUUCUCGAGGUAGGUCUAAACUCCAAUAAUAAAUGCAACGAAAACGUGAUGAGCCUCGACCAGCUCUUAGAUGCAAAUAUAAUUACUGCUGCGUAUCCGCCACACGAUGGCAACCUUAAAUCUGAUUCGAGUGACUUCAUUAACGACAGACAAAGGCUCUACGAACAGUGGGCCCGACCUGGACUCAUCAUACCGAAAAGCUGGAAGUCGGACCUUGAGGUGAACGCGUUGAUCCGCCGGUACUACGGUACCCCAGUGGCUGUUUAUUUUAGUUGGCUCAGGUUCUACACCAUUUGGCUUGUAGGCCCAGCCAUAGCGGGCUUAAUAUGGUUCUUGUACGGUUUGAUGACUACUCGCAACGACCCGCCAACUAGAGACAUAUGUGACCCGAUGUCUCAAGUGGCCGACUGGAUCCUUUGCCCGACUAGGAAAUGCGAUAAUCAGUUCUGCGGGUUCACUCGGGUGCUAGACACUUGCGGCUUGUACAGGUGGACGUCCGCCGCCACUUUUGAUCGACCCGGGGCCGUCGUGUUUGCCGUAUUCAUGUCAUUUUGGGCCACUGCGUUCCAACAGCUUUGGACUGUCCGCGGAGAUAUCCUAAACGAGCCCUCCGAGGAUAUCACUGAGCAGCCUACGUUUUAUUGCGAAAAGUGUGACAAAAGCAGAUCGCUCUCUAUUCGGUCGGCACAACAGAUGCCGGAGAACCGUAAACUUUCAAUGUUGUCCGAGUCUAAUUCAAAUACGACCAGCAUUCCCAUGGUCACUCGGCCGAUGGUGUCUAAACCCAAUAUGUUUGUGCGUAUCUACCGGUGGUACGUGGGCAAAAUACCGACAAUAAUUCACGCUGCAGUGUUUUGUGUCACAUUGAUUGUGGCCGCCGCCAUCCCCGUGCUCAUCGUUGUUUAUCGCGGUCGAGCUAUCGGCUUACUAAUGUCAAACGUGUUCCAUCAAGAUGAAAAAGAACAGCUACGAUGGUCCACUCAACACCAUUCUGAACAGAGGCAUCAUAGUUUCUUUCUGUUGAAUUACACAACUAGCGGCGAGUUGAGCAAUUGGAAGACGGCCGUGGUCACCAUGUGCGCCGCUUUCGUCCAAUUGGCAGCCAUUGUGGCGGUGCAUCGGGCGUACAGCGCGGUGGCCGAGUGGCUUACCAAAUUCACCUACGGUUCGGUGUUCGAUCCGCAGUUUCAAAGUCUUUAUACCGUAUUCAUGUCGUGUUUCGACUCUGCUAACUAUUACUCGAGUUUGGUGUACAUUGCUUUUUUUAAGGGUCGUUUCGUUACCAGCCGCCAACGACACGUGGAAAACGCGACGGUGUUUUCUAACUUUUGGCCCAUCGCAGCUUUUCAAAAACUGAUACACCACGUACGGGAGGACGUAUGCGACCCGGCGGCGGCUGGUACGGGUUGCGUACCGGAGCUCUGCAUUCAACUGGCAAUCAUAAUGAUCGGCAAGCAAAUGGUGGACAACUUUAUCGAACUUUCUAUGCCACUAAGUUUGAACUUGUGGCGUCGAUGGCGAGCCAAGGUAAAUCGCCAGAAAAACAUGCAGGAUAAAAAGAUGGAUGUCACGACAACCGUACCAGCCAAACAGUGGCAGCUUGACUACCAACUUGAGGACACCGGCUCGCUGGGUCUCUACCAGGAAUAUUCCGAAAUGGUCGUUCAAUAUGGAUUUGUCGUCUUGUUUACAACGUCGUUUCCUCUGGCCCCGUUGUGUGCACUACUGAACAACAUCUUGGAACAACGAUUGGACGCAUACAAAAUGGUUGUGGCCCAGCGACGUCCUGUGCCCGCUUAUUUUUGCACCGGUUCCGCCCACAUCGGAAGCGAAAAAAACCUGAAGUGUUGCGACAACUGUCUUAAGUUGGGCACGUGGAAUUCGGUUUUGAAAAUAUUGUCCGUGAUCGCCGUCGUUUACAACGCUUUUGUGAUCGCUUUCACCAGUGAUCUCAUACCCAGGACCGUCUACGAAUAUAAUUUUGCUGGACAGUCACCGUCACUGGAAGGUUAUGUGGCGUGGACCCUGUCGACUGAACGUAACAUGACCGAGUACUAUUACGAUGGCCGGAGUGCCGAAAAUCGACCCGAUGUGUGUCGAUAUCGAGGUCAGUCAGAACAGAAUUCGUUUUUCCAUUGGCGAGUGUUGGCAGCCCGACUGACGUUUAGCAUUUCGUACGAACACUUAGUGCUUAUAGCAAUAGCGUUGUUGGGAUACAUCAUUCGGAAAAUACUUUCUAAAAAUAAACACCAAAGCGACACAUUUUUUAAGAGGAUUAUAAACGUUGACGGUGCAACCACUAAACCACACCUUUCCAACUUAAAAUCCAAAAACGAUGAAGUCAACGCAUCCGACAAUGACGACACCUUGGUCGUUAGCAGUACCGUUUCUCUGGUAGGCGCGACAAGUGCUGACAAAAGAAAAUGCUUUUCAGCGCAAGCGAGGCGGGUGCGUUCAUCCGUCGUUAUGGUCGACAUGGACAACGACGAUCAAGAAGGAUUGUAUUACAAAUCAACAUAAUCGCUAAUAAGCACUUUCGGUGGCGG
Molecule: messenger RNA, 3486 nt
Organism: Adelges cooleyi (spruce gall adelgid)
Lineage: Eukaryota; Metazoa; Arthropoda; Insecta; Hemiptera; Adelgidae
Product: anoctamin-2-like
Exons: 13
Coding region: 236-3460 (1074 amino acids)
Biological process (GO): chloride transmembrane transport
Cellular component (GO): plasma membrane
Molecular function (GO): protein dimerization activity; chloride channel activity
Source: RefSeq, a predicted model, not a curated record